Hyaena hyaena (striped hyena) is the source of this 4264-nucleotide messenger RNA. It is a transcript of the gene TTC9, whose product is annotated as tetratricopeptide repeat domain 9. NCBI's taxonomy places the organism in Eukaryota, Metazoa, Chordata, Mammalia, Carnivora, Hyaenidae. Gene Ontology annotation, molecular function: protein binding. The transcript is spliced from 3 exons. The record is from RefSeq and is a predicted model, not a curated record. Bases 209 to 886 code for a protein of 225 amino acids.
AUCCGAGGAGGAGGAGGAGGAGAGAGCAGCCUCCCGCAGCUGGCGAGGAGAAUGGGAGUGCGGGGCGCCAGACCGCCGCGGGGUGUCACGGCCGCGGCCGAGCUCGCCCGGCGCGAGGCAGGCGCCCGCCGCUUUUAAACCCGGGAGGGCGCGGCGGCGGCGGCGGCGGGCGGAUCGCGGCGCGCGCGGGGCGCCGGGCGGCGGCCGGAUGGAGAGGAAGGGCUCGGCGGCCGCGGCCAAGGGGAACCCGAGCCUGCCCGCGGCCGGCGAGGCGCAGCGGCCGCCGCCGCCUCUGUGCGUCCCGGGCGGCGGCGGCGGCGGCGGAGGGGUCCCGGCGCGCGGCCAGGCUGGGGCGGCGGCCGAGCCCGCCGAGUUCAUCCGCCGGGCGCACGAGUUCAAGAGCCAAGGGGCGCAGUGCUACAAGGACAAGAAAUUCCGCGAAGCCAUCGGCAAAUACCACAGGGCGCUGCUGGAGCUGAAGGGGCUGCUGCCGGCGCCCGGGGAGCAGGAGCGGGACUCGCACGCGGCCUCCCUGGCCGGGGCCCCCAACCCUGGCCGCCUCUCGGAGGAGCAGAGCAAGACGGUGGAAGCCAUCGAGAUCGACUGCUACAACAGCCUGGCAGCCUGCCUGCUCCAGGCUGAGCUGGUAAACUAUGAGCGAGUCAAAGAGUAUUGCCUCAAAGUCCUGAAGAAGGAAGGAGAAAACUUCAAGGCCCUUUACCGGUCCGGUGUGGCCUUCUACCACCUUGGAGACUAUGACAAAGCACUCUACUACCUGAAAGAAGCAAGGACCCGACAGCCAACAGACACCAACGUGAUCCGGUACAUCCAGCUGACGGAGAUGAAGCUCAGCAGGUGUUCCCAGAGAGAGAAGGAAGCCAUGUAACCAGAGCACCUCCCUAGAGCUGCACCUGCGCCACACCCGGGACUUCCAGGCAGCCCUCGGUGAAGAGCCCCUCGUGGGUGUCAUUCCCUUCUCCCCACUUCUCCCGGCUCCCCCGCCUUCCUCCUACUGACCCUCCUCAACAAUCAGUCUGCUCCCGGUGUGAAGAGAAGGAGGCAUGCAGAUUGGGAAUCUGGUCGGUAGCCCGAAAUGGAGAUUCCCCUUCUCUGGUAGGUCAGCUACUGAGAGGGACCUCACUUCUUCGGGGACACAGCUGGAGAGGACUCUUACGGGCCGGGAAUGCUGUUGCAGCUUUGACUUUGGCCAGCGCUUCUGAUGGAGGCAGAGCCUGGUAGGUGUACCCUCCCAGGGGCAGCAGGCACGGAGCCCACGGGCUGGCCCCCUCCCCGCUUUCCCGACCCACCAGAGCAUCUCCAGGCAACCGUGUCAAAUCCAGGGGCGGGACAAACACCAGAAGCAUUGGUGAGGCGGACAGACCGUGAAUUUGUACACUGGAUUCCCCACCCCGCCCCCCAGUAACCUCAGCCCCCGCCUGCCUCCCUCACUUGUUGUCUCGGCUUCCAUCUCUCCCCCUUGGGGAGCUGAGACUCUGCCAGGUUUCACAUGCCUCCGGAGCCCACGCUCAGUGCCCUCUGGUGACCACACAUACCAUCCGCCGUGUUCCCACGCAGCAGGCAGCUGUGACAGCAGAGGCGUAGGGUCAAGUGGGCCCGGGGCUGGCCGCCUAGGUGACGGGGCAUCUGACGUCUAGGGGAAGGAGCGUUGUGUGGACUGGGGGAUCGAACUGUGGACUGAGUGUAAAUAAAAAUAAAUGAGCAGGCGGCAGCUCCUGUCAUCUCUUUUGGAAGUAGCCCCCUCUCUCACUGUCACUCCCUCCCCCAACUCUCAGUCAGAGCUACUUCCAGCCAGGCGGGACGGGACUUCCCCCACAGCAGCGGGCGUUUGUCCGGUGGUAAACAAUGCUGGCUGCCGCCUUUGUGCGGCGGAGUGGGCCGGUGUCGCGGAGACUGCCCGGGGACUUGGCUUUGCGGGAACUUGCAUGGCCUCCUUUUGAUGAAAUUAUCCGGACUCAAUAUCUAGCACAUAGAAUGUGUUCAACAAAUAUUUGUUGAAUGAAUAAAUUAUGACUGCAGACUGGCUCUCCUGCCUUAAACUAAUUUUAUCCCAGCCUAGUCUCCUGAUAUCUAUGCUCUUUACGCUCCGCCAUGUUGCUUCAGUCAAAUAAGAAACAUUUUUACUGAGGGCUUAUUGUUUACCUAUCGUCAUCGUGCAAUACGCUGUGGGACAUAGGAUGUAGUCCCGGUCCUUAAGGAGGCGGAAUAGUUGAGAAAUACUCAUGUGGGAUGAUCACCAAUGACACCUUUAAUUUAUACGAUGCUUUAAAUUUUUCAAAGCACUUUCGUGUAUUUUUUGUGUGAUUAGUGAGACAAUAUUGUACAAAUUAAAAUAUAUACAGAUGCAAUAAUGUUAAUAGUUAGCAUUUAUUAAAUGCACUAUCCUCGGAUCUUUACAUGUAUAAUCUCAUUUCUUUCAUGCAACUACUCCAUGAGAUACUAUUUCCAUUAGAUGGAUAAGGAAACUGAAAACCAGACACAGUAACUAUCCCAACGUUACAUGGAUGGCCUCAAGUGGCAUAGCUAGGAUUUGAACCAGGUCUGUCUGACUCCAGAGCUCCAGCUAUUAACUAGUCUAUAGUUGGUAGUAGCUGCUCUAGGAAGCAUUUUUAUUGAGCGAUUACAACCAUUCGAGAGCAGGACAGUAUGUAUUAAGUUGAAAAGCCUUGCCUAUGCCAAUGGUAGAGUGGGCUGCCUCUUGUAUUUAGCUCAAGGUUAAAAAAAGGUCCUUAACACUAGACUCCCUAGUGGUCAGGGCAGUGACGGGCCAGGAGAAGACAGCUGAGACCUAGCAGUUAUUUCUGUGUAUUGUUCGUUCUAUUUUCUGACGUCAGCGCAUAUCCAAAGCCACCUAGCAUUCCCCCAGCAUUGGGGAAGAUUCACAAUUAUAGGUAGAGAUGGAAAGGAAACGCAAAGUUAAUUGUGGGUUCUUUGUGUAAUCAGAGGCUCCACCACACCAGGAUCCAAUCACUGCUGAGGGGCCCAGAAGGCAGCAGCCCAGGAUGCGUUCACACACAGCUCCUGAAAGGCUUCUGGUGGGGGUUGGAGAAGGUGCUAAGAACCUCUAGGGGUUCGCAGUUGCUUGCCUGUAGCUCACCUCCGGGGAGGAGGAGAAGCUGCCACCUUCUCCCCCACGCCUACUGUAUACUUGCCUCUGCCCUCCUCUUCCGGGAUGGUUUCACAUGUUCCUGACUCAGAGCCAUCCCGAGGCAUACGCAAUACAGGCACAUGUGUAAAACUCCUCUGUUCCCAAGUCUCCAGCCCAGAAGGCUUGUGAGCUGGCAAACUGCCAGGUUGAGGAUGCGGUCAGAGGUGGACCGCAGAACCAGUUCCUACCAGCACAGCCGUCCUUUGCUCCUUCGUGUCAUCAGGAAGGACUUGAACUAACUGCUCCCAACAUGGAGCGGGACAGAGCGUCUUGCCUCGAGUAAGUUGGGGCAGGGCUGGACACGUGGGGAGAAGAUGGUUGCCAUCCUUGUAAAGAGAAAGGUUGAAAACUAGAACCAGGUGAGGACAGCCUGGUGCGACCUCACAGAACAAGCAUACAGGUCUCUGCUUGUCUGGUGAUACACACGUGCUUCCUGGAGUCCACUCACUGUGACCCAAAGCUAAGUGAUCCCAAAGCAAAAAGUUGCCUUGGGGGUGCUGUUUGAUGUUUGGGGGGAGGGAUUGAAUUUGCUGUGCGUUUGUCCGACAGAGACUUCAGAGAGCUAGUAAGCAAAAUCAGGUCUAUUCACCUUAGCAGACCUUCAGCUUCUUUCUCCCAUCCCUCCCCAAAACAGGGGCUGUGAUCACAUGCUUUAUUUGCAGAUGUCCCUGAACUAGACCUGGAGCAUUAAACUUGGAUCUGACCUGCCUUGUCAUCUCCUGCCUGGACUUUUGUGAUAGACUCUUGGGGGGUUGGGGAGUGGAUUGUACUUUUCAUGUUAUUGCUAGGAAAGCGUCACGUGUGUAUUGUAGAAAUUUUCGGGGGGAAAAAGACAAACCCGUCAUCCUAGCACCCAAGACAAACAUUGCCUCCCUUUGGAAUCAUCUUUCAGUUCUUUUUUGUGUAAACGUACAUGUGCACAUGCAGGGUUGGUUUUUUUUUUUUAAACAAAAAUUGGAGUACACUGUAUAUACUCUUUAGUAACUUACUUUUCAAAAUGUGUAUUUCUAUUUCAGAAUAUGUAAUACAUGCACAGAUACAAAAUUCAAAAAGGAUAGAAAGCUCUACAGUAAGAAGUAAAUCUCCUUUCCAUCCUGA